UAUAGUGCUCUUGUACUGUUAGUAGAUUUAGUACAGCCGUCAAGUACAUUCGCGCCGCGUCCGUUCAGUUAUAUUUUGAAUUCCGACGUUUUUUACCGCGAUUCUUUGUUUGCAUUGGUACUUAAAAUCGUUGUCGUCAACCACCGAGUGCUGUAGUAAUACGAUUGCUGUUUGUGACUUCUGACUGCACCGAUAGGUAUAUCUGGUACUUUCGUGAUGUCGCCCCCCGAAAAGAAGCUCAAGAUGUCCGAAGGUCCACAAGAACUUUGGGCAUUGAACGUAUGCGUGGCUUGCAAAAAUCCUUUGAACUCUACUUCGAAGAUAUUGGAAUGUCUUCAUGGAAUGUGCCAAGGAUGUUUUAUAUUGAAUUCUAAAGUACCAGGUCAUUGUGUAUGUAAAUGUGAAAAGGAAACUGGACUUUCAACCGGAAUCAUAAAUUAUUCUAUUGCUUGUGAAAAGUUUGAUGAAAGUACUUUAAGAAAUAAUUAUAUGGACCAGAGGUACCAAAAAAAAAAGUACGAGAAAUACAGUACGAAAGCCCCGUGUCCAAAUUGCGUUGAUAAAUACAUUGAGGUAUAUUGUAUUAAAUGCAAAAAAUUUCACUGUGCACUAUGCCAAUUAAUGAAUCACGGAAGCCAUAUAUUUAAAAGUAUAGACGCAGUUAUGGAGGAGAUCCGGUCAAAUUUAUGUAAUAAUAAAUCUGACUUAUGUGGAAAAUCCAAUUUUUUGAAUAAAGCAAAAUCAUAUUUACUGAAAGAUACAUUAAAAAUAGACACGCAGAAGGUUGUAAUAAAAAAGAUAAUACAUGAACAAUUUGAGGAGAUUCGUGCUGAAUUGUUGAAGAGCGAAAAAAAAAUGGAAAAUGAUCUAGACACGUAUUAUAAAAUACAAUUUGAGGAGUCAACUAAAACUUGUUUGGCAAUAAACGGAUUAAAAGAAAAAUAUGAUUUUUAUCUGAAUUUUUCUGAGUCCGUCUUAAAGAAACAGAACAACGCAGAUCUAGAUAUCACACAUUUGGCCAACAAACAACUGGAGAAUUUGAGAAAAGAUUUUACAGAUGACAUAAUUAAAUUGAGUUCAACUAAUCAAAAUAUUGAUUUGAAAGUCAAGUUAGACGAUACACUGCACGAGUUAAACCAAUCCAUUACAAAACUUAUAAUUCAUGAUCCACGCAAAUAUGAAGAAGAAAUUAGCAAGACCACGAGUGUCAUUACAUCGUUACCGGGAUACCUCGACUGCACUAUGAGAGAUAAAGCCACCCCGCCAACUAUAGUCGAUGACAAAGAAGUAAAGAAAAUAACCGAAUAUAAUUGCGCACGACAGAGUUUAAAAUCUUUAAAUUCAGAUACUAAUAAAAAGAUUCAGGAGAUUCAGCAGCUUCACAACCAUUAUUUGCGAGACCGGCCUGAGAACAUAUGUUAUAGAUCAUAGUCAUAGAAUACGACGGCGGAAAGCUGCAGACAAGACAAAGAAAAUGGCGGACCCCAAGAAACAUCACCAAAAAGAAGAAUGAAAAUUUCAAAUUAUUUAAUUAUAAAUAUUUCAAACGUACCCAGUCUGUUUAUAAUGUCUAAUACUACAUAUUAUAAUAAUUUAAAACCUUGAUUUUAUAAUAUAAUACUAUACUUAUA
Acyrthosiphon pisum (pea aphid) is the source of this 1631-nucleotide messenger RNA. RefSeq lists its product as uncharacterized. Bases 217 to 1431 code for a protein of 404 amino acids. Gene Ontology annotation, molecular function: zinc ion binding. The record is from RefSeq and is a predicted model, not a curated record. The transcript has 11 exons. NCBI's taxonomy places the organism in Eukaryota, Metazoa, Arthropoda, Insecta, Hemiptera, Aphididae.